Messenger RNA from Otolemur garnettii (small-eared galago), 8602 nucleotides. RefSeq names its product kinesin family member 13B (gene KIF13B). The record is from RefSeq and is a predicted model, not a curated record. NCBI's taxonomy places the organism in Eukaryota, Metazoa, Chordata, Mammalia, Primates, Galagidae. Gene Ontology annotation, cellular component: adherens junction. Gene Ontology annotation, molecular function: ATP binding; microtubule binding; microtubule motor activity. The transcript has 39 exons. The coding region runs from base 55 to 5439 and encodes 1794 amino acids. Gene Ontology annotation, biological process: regulation of protein localization; microtubule-based movement.
UUGCCCGGUGGCCGUAGCAGACGGAAGCCGAGCGAGAACUCCGGCGGCCGCAGGAUGGGAGACUCCAAAGUGAAAGUCGCGGUGCGGAUCCGGCCCAUGAACCGACGAGAAAUUGACUUGCAUACCAAAUGUGUGGUGGAUGUGGAUGCAAACAAGGUUAUUCUUAAUCCCAUAAAUACUAAUCUUUCCAAAGGAGAUGCCCGGGGCCAGCCAAAGGUAUUUGCCUAUGAUCAUUGUUUUUGGUCUAUGGAUGAGUCGGUCAAGGAAAAGUACGCAGGUCAAGAUGAUGUUUUCAAGUGCCUUGGGGAGAAUAUCCUUCAGAAUGCUUUCGAUGGAUACAAUGCGUGCAUCUUUGCCUAUGGACAGACUGGGUCUGGAAAGUCUUACACCAUGAUGGGCACAGCAGACCAACCCGGACUAAUCCCAAGACUUUGCAGUGGACUCUUUGAACGAACUCAGAAAGAAGAAAAUGAGGAGCAGAGUUUUAAAGUAGAGGUGUCCUACAUGGAGAUUUACAAUGAAAAAGUCCGAGACCUCCUUGACCCCAAAGGAAGCCGCCAGACGUUGAAAGUCAGGGAACAUAGUGUGUUGGGGCCCUAUGUUGAUGGACUUUCCAAACUGGCUGUCACAAGCUACAAGGAUAUUGAGUCUUUGAUGUCUGAGGGUAACAAAUCUCGCACCGUGGCUGCCACCAACAUGAACGAGGAGAGCAGCCGAUCCCAUGCGGUUUUCAAAAUCACUCUCACGCACACGCUCUAUGAUGUGAAGUCUGGGACGUCUGGGGAGAAAGUGGGCAAACUGAGCUUGGUGGAUUUAGCCGGCAGUGAACGGGCAACGAAGACCGGAGCUGCUGGCGACAGACUGAAGGAGGGAAGCAACAUUAACAAGUCCCUCACAACCCUCGGACUGGUUAUCUCGGCCCUAGCAGAUCAGAGUGCGGGCAAAAACAAGAACAAGUUUGUUCCAUAUCGUGACUCAGUUCUCACUUGGCUGCUCAAAGACAGUCUUGGGGGUAACAGCAAGACAGCUAUGGUGGCCACCGUGAGUCCCGCCGCUGAUAACUAUGACGAAACCCUCUCGACUCUGCGGUACGCAGAUCGAGCCAAGCACAUUGUCAACCACGCUGUGGUGAACGAGGACCCUAACGCCCGCAUCAUCCGGGAUCUCCGUGAAGAAGUCGAGAAACUCCGGGAGCAGCUGACCAAAGCCGAGGCAAUGAAAUCUCCAGAGCUAAAAGACCGGCUGGAAGAAUCUGAAAAGCUAAUUCAGGAAAUGACUGUGACCUGGGAGGAAAAAUUAAGGAAAACGGAGGAGAUCGCACAGGAACACACACUGAUAGGGUCGGCAAAUUCCCAAGAUAUCCAGCUGUGCGGAAUGGGAAUUCUUCCAGAACACUGUAUUAUAGAUAUCACACCAGAGGGCCAGGUUAUGCUGACUCCUCAGAAGAACACCAGAACCUUUGUGAAUGGAUCUUCUGUCUCCAGCCCGAUCCAGCUGCACCACGGGGACAGGAUAUUAUGGGGAAACAACCAUUUCUUCAGACUCAAUUUGCCUAAAAAGAAAAAGAAAGCUGAACGAGAGGAUGAGGAACAAGACCCUUCUCUGAAGAAUGACAGCAGCUCUGAACAGCUGGAUGUGGACGGAGACUCCUCCAGCGAGGUGUCCAGUGAAAUCAACUUCAAUUACGAAUAUGCCCAGAUGGAGGUGACCAUGAAGGCCCUGGGCAGUAAUGAUCCGAUGCAGUCGAUACUGAACAGCCUAGAACAGCAGCAUGAAGAGGAGAAGCGAUCGGCGCUGGAGCGCCAGAGGCUGAUGUACGAGCAGGAGUUGGAGCAGCUCCGCAGAAGGCUGUCCCCCGAGAAGCAGAACUGCCGGAGCGGGGACAGGUUUUCCUUCCAGUCGCCCAGUGCUCAGCAGCGCCUGAGGCAGUGGGCUGAGGAGAGAGAAGCCACGUUGAAUAACAGCUUGAUGAGGCUGAGGGAGCAGAUUGUUAAAGCCAAUCUCUUGGUGAGAGAAGCUAGUUACAUCGCAGAGGAGCUGGAUAAAAGGACAGAAUAUAAAGUUACCCUCCAGAUUCCAGCCUCCAGCCUGGAUGCCAACAGGAAGCGAGGUUCUCUUCUUAGCGAACCUGCCAUCCAGGUGAGAAGGAAAGGAAAAGGAAAACAGAUUUGGUCUUUGGAAAAACUGGACAACAGGUUAUUGGACAUGAGAGACCUUUAUCAGGAGUGGAAAGAGUGUGAAGAAGAUACCCCGGUCAUUCGAUCUUACUUCAAACGUGCUGAUCCGUUCUUUGAUGAGCAGGAAAAUCACAGUCUCAUCGGGGUGGCCAACGUCUUCCUCGAGUCUCUUUUCUACGAUGUCAAGUUGCAGUACGCUGUCCCGAUUGUCAACCAGAAAGGGGAGGUGGCAGGUCGGCUGCACGUGGAGGUGACGCGGAUCAGUGGUGACGUCGGGGAAAGGAUUGCAGGGGGCGAGGAAGCCGCGGAGCUCUCCUUUGAGAAGGAGACGCAGGACAACAAGCUGGUCUGCAUGGUUAAAAUCCUCCAAGCCACUGGGUUGCCACAGCACCUGUCCCACUUCGUGUUCUGCAAAUACGACUUCUGGGACCAGCAGGACCCUGUGAUGGUGGCCCCCGAGGUGGACACCUCCUCCUCUCCCGUCAGCAAGGAGCCUCACUGCAUGGUCGUGUUUGAUCACUGCCGAGAGUUUUCUGUUAAUAUCACUGAAGACUUUAUUGAGCAUCUUUCAGAAGGAGCGUUGGCAAUUGAAGUCUACGGACAUAAGAUGAACGAUCCUCGGAAAAACCCAGCCCUCUGGGACUUGGGAAUCAUCCAGGCAAAAACACGUAGUCUUCGGGACAGAUGGAGUGAAGUCACCAGGAAAUUGGAAUUCUGGGUUCAAAUCUUGGAACAGAAUGAGAAUGGUGAAUAUUGCCCUGUGGAAGUGAUCUCUGCAAGGGACGUCCCAACAGGAGGAAUCUUCCAGCUCCGGCAGGGGCAAUCCCGGCGAGUUCAAGUGGAAGUGAAGUCUGUGCAGGAAUCUGGGACUUUGCCGUUGAUGGAAGAGUGUAUAUUAUCUGUUGGCAUUGGGUGUGUGAAAGUCCGACCACUGAGGUGCCCCAGAACCCACGAGGCCGUCCAGGAGGAAGAGGAGGACAUGGACAGCUACCAGGAUCGGGAUUUAGAGAGACUUCGUAGAAAAUGGCUGAAUGCGCUAACGAAACGUCAGGAGUACUUGGAUCAACAACUGCAAAAGCUUGUCAGUAAACAUGAUAAAACAGAGGACGACACUGACCGGGAAGCCCAGCUUCUAGAAAUGCGGCUGACCCUGACUGAGGAGAGGAAUGCGGUGAUGGUCCCUUCUGCUGGCAGUGGGAUUCCGGGGGCCCCGGCAGAAUGGACCCCAGUGCCUGGGAUGGAAACCCACAUUCCUGUUAUAUUCCUUGACCUAAAUGCUGACGAUUUCAGCUCUCAGGAUAAUCUUGAUGACCCAGAGGCUGGUGGGUGGGAUGCCACCCUGACGGGGGAAGAAGAGGAAGAGUUCUUUGAGCUGCAGAUCGUAAGGCACCACGAUGGAGAGGUUAAAGCCGAGGCCUCCUGGGACUCGGCAGUGCACAGCUGCCCGCAACUCAGCAGGGGCACCCCCGCCGACGAGCGCGUGUUUCUGAUCGUGCGUGUCACGGUGCAGCUCAGCCACCCUGCCGACAUGCAGCUGGUGCUACGCAAACGCAUCUGCGUCCACGUUCACGGCCGCCAGGGUUUUGCUCAGAGCCUCCUAAAAAAGAUGUCGCAUCGAAGUUCUAUUCCUGGCUGUGGAGUGACUUUUGAAAUUGUCUCCAACAUUCCAGAGGACGCCCAGGGAGCAGAGGAGCGAGAAGCUCUGGCGAGAAUGGCUGCCAACGUGGAGAACCCGGCCUCGGCGGCCUCGGAGGCGCACAUCGAGAAGUACCUGCGGAGCGUGCUGGCCGUGGAGAACCUCCUCACCCUGGACCGUCUGCGCCAGGACGUCGCGGUGAAGGAACAGUUAACAGGGAAAGGGAAGCUGAGCAGGAGGAGCAUCAGCUCUCCCAGCGUGAACAGAUUGUCUGGAAGCCGACAAGACCUCAUUCCGUCCUCUAGUCUCAGCAGCAACAAGGGCCGGUGGGAAAGUCAGCAGGAUGUAUCCCAGACAACAGUGUCCAGAGGAGCUGCUCCAGUCUCCCCCACCCUCGCCGUCUGUCCCCAAAAUAACCAUUCUCCGGAUCCAGGACACAGUAGCUUAGCAGCCUCCUACUUGAAUCCAGUGAAGUCCUUUGUGCCACAGAUGCCAAAGCUCCUGAAGUCUCUGUUUCCCGUCCGGGAUGACAAAAGGGGCAAGCGGGCCUCUCCCCUGACACACCAGCCCGUGCCCCGCAUCAUGGUGCAGCCUGCCUUCCCGGACGCCGGGGCGACCAGGAUGGAGGCUCAGCCAGAGAGCGUGGGCGUUGAUGUGUCCCCCGAGGUGCUGGUGCAGGUAGCGGCCCCUGCUGUGAGGAUCUGCGACAAGCCGGCUAAAGUGCCUUCCCCAACACCAGUCUCCGUGGUCCCCCCGACGCCAGAAGGGCAGGACGGGCCCCCCAGCCCCCUAAGCGAGGCCUCCAGCGGGUACUUCUCCCACAGUGUCUCCACUGCCACAUUGUCUGAUGCCCUUGGCCCCAGCCUGGACGCCGCGGCCCCGGCUGGUGCUACCACUCCCGGCAGCCAGGCUGAGACCCAGCUACCAUCUGCUGUCUUGGGGACACAGAACGUCUCUGCUGCCCAGCUGGACAGCCCAAGCCCUGGACCAUCCCCACCAGAGCCGGAGGCCGCGGCUCCCCCGGCCGUCCAGCAGCUUGGCCUGGAGCCCCCUGCACCUGCCUCCCCAUUCCGUGUGCGCAGGGUGUGCACGGCCGAGCUGCAGUCCUUCUCGCGCAUGCUGGGCGCUGACGCCAGCCCUGCUGCAGGGGGCCCGGGGGACCCGCUGGCUGCUGGUGCCCAUGCUCUGGGAGGGCCGGACAUUGCCUCAGAUUCCGAGGAAGCUGACGAAGUCCCCGAGUGGCUCAAAGAGGGGGAGUAUGUCUCCGUGGGCACCAACAAGGUGGGCGUCGUGAGAUACGUUGGGCCCACCGACUUCCAGGAGGGGACGUGGGUCGGCGUGGAGCUGGACUUACCUGCAGGUAAGAAUGAUGGCUCCAUCGGCGGGAAGCAGUACUUCAAGUGCAGCCCCGGCUACGGGCUGCUGGUGAGGCCUGGCAGGGUGCGCAGGGCCACUGGCGCCGGGAAGAGGCGCAGCGCCGGGGUUAGGCAGCAGGGCGCCCAGGAGGCCCGCCGGGGCGCCACCCUCUCCGGCUCUGCCACCAACCUGGCCUCCUUGACAGCUGCGCUGGCCAAGGCCGACAGGAGCCACAAGAACCCUGAGAACCGGAAAUCGUGGGCUAGCUGAGCCGGCUGCUGCAGGAGCGUGGCAGGAGCUCCCAGGUGACAGCCCCGGGCGCGGGACGACCCCGGCCCCCGGGUGCUGAGUGGUGGGUGCUCUCUGCACACGGCAGUGCUGGUGACUCCCACUUCGUCUGUCUUCCCUGGGCCUCUGGAAGCUUUGUUUCUUCACUACCUGGAAGAUGAGGGAGCACCUUGGCCUCCCCAGUGGGGUUGCAGAUCCUAGGCACCCUCAGGGGCCGUGGGAUUGUGGACUGAGGCCCUGGGUGGCACGAGCCCUGCCGCCUCCCUGCACGCCUGUGCCUGAGCCUCUCAGCUGGGGCUCCUGUUGCUCUUUCCCUUUUCUCUAUUCUGGUGACUCCAGGAAUGUCUUAAUUUAAACUCUAACCUAACUAGUGCCUUUUCUCCCCUGCCAGGUGGGCACGCCCACCCUGACAUCCUGGCAGUUGCCUGGAGAUGCCCUGCUUCCCACACCAGUGAUGGUCCCCUAAGUGCCUCUGGCCUCCCGAGGCCUCAGCCUGGGCCGCAGUCCGUGCUGAGCAGGAUCUUCCUGCCACGCUGUUCUGACAGGGUUUCUUAGUUUCUUCGUGGGUGUUCUGAUGUCUUCACACCUGCAAAGUCUUACCUGUAGCCAUUUGUUUCCUUAACAGAAUGCUUGGAAUAUAUUUAUUUAUAUUUAUUUUUUCAAAAUCUGAAAUCACCUGCAAGCCACAAUCGUCUGCCUGGGCUUUGGUGCCUGGGGCCUGCCGUGCGUCACUGGCCUCUGUCUCAGCCCGAGGUCGGUUCUGGGGCAGCCUGAGGGUGAAGCCCCUCCUGCUGCUCUGCCCAGGUGCACCUGCGCCCUGGCUCUAACUGGGAUGGGCGAAUGCUUGGGGAAUUGUGUCGUGCUUCUGCAGUCAGUGACAAAGUAAGUUAGAGGCAUCUAUUACCUUAUUUCGUGCAAUAGUGGUUUCUGGGAAGGUGCUUAGUCCAGUUUAGCUUCUCACCGAUUCCCAAGCUCUGACCCCCUGCCUAUGCCUGGGGGAUGAGGUGUGAGCAGGGGCUGUGGUGGGGGGAGCCUGCAGUAGCCUCGCCUGGCCGCCUGUGGUGCUGGCUGCACAGCUGGAAGCACCCAGGGUAUCCCCCACCUCCUUGCUGGGGCACUUCUGGGCCGGGUCAGGGUGUGUGUGUGUGGAAGGUAGGAGUAUGGCAGUGGACACACAGUGACAGUCCUCAGAUGGGACAGUCCUCAGAUGAGGAUUUGCAUGGGUGCUCUUGGUACCUGUUUCUGGUCCUCACAUUGGAACAACACUACAAAGCUUUGUUGAGGACUCUCUUGUUCUCUGGGGACUCGUUCCUCUGGCACCUCCUCUGGAGGAGGACUCUGGGCUUUCAUUCUCUGGUGGGGGCUGCCUGCCUGGUGGCUCCUGAGAACAUGGCAGCAUCCUCUGGCCACCUGCAGCCCCAGCCCACAGACAGGAGCCACUGCUCAGUGUCAUGAGUCCAGCCAUACUUGAGACCUUUUUGUCUAGCAUCCAGCCAGAGGCCAGCCUUGUCUGCCACUGGGAGGGGUGAUUUCCUUGGUGGGCCCUCACAGCUGCCUUGGGCACCCCCAUGUGCUGCACAGCACCUGGCUGGGAGUGGGUGUCCUUGUCUCUCCCCAGCUGCAGGGCCAGACACAAGGGGCCCACCAGGGAGGAGCCUGCCCCAGCUCAGCCUGGGACAGUGCCACCCUGGUGUCCUAUCAGCUCUGACCCCACAGAUGUCCCUGACCCAUGAGGACAGGCGGGGCAGCCUCCUGGAGAACAGCACAGCGGGAGGGGGUCUGGCAGGGUUGUAGCCGGCUGCUGUCCUGCCUUUUCUCCUGCGCUGUGACCUGCAUGACCCUUAGGGCUGGAAAGAGGCAGUGACCCAAGGACUUUGUCAAGAUGUGUGUGGCGUCCCUGUUGCCAUCCACUGCCCCUCAUGGGCAGCUGGGAUCUACCCCAGCCUUCCGCUGCUAGAUAACCAUAGGACACAUUGGAGUGUGGCCUCCUAACUUGCCUGGCCGUGCACCUUGGUGCAAACUAACAUGAACUUGGAGCUGGGGAAGCAGGGGCGUCACAGGAGUUCAGCCCAGCCUUUAACUGGCGGGCUGAAGGUGCAGUCUCAGGUGGGAUGGCCUCCAUCUCCAUCUCCUUGUCUCACCUCACUCAUCAACAGGCCUAAUUUAAAUAGAGCGCCCACCUUAGGAUUCCUUGAUGCCUUUGAGGGCCCCAGGGAGCUCCACUGUGGUGCUGAAUGUGCCCUCAGUGUGGAUCUGCCUGCUGGUGCCACCCAGCCUGGGAAGGAGACCCCAGAAACACAGGGCAGGGGCUCUCCCUGGGCAUCUGCCUCCCAUUCUGCAUGCCCAGGGCCACCACCAGCCCUGCCAUCUCUGACGUGGCCCUCAGGCCUUUUGGAAGGAUACAGGCCACGAGGGUAGAAAGGCCCCUUCACCCUGGGGACUGCAUUGGGUAGUGGAGGGCAAGAAGUGGGCAACUGACGCCCUUGGUGCCCAGGCCUGACUGGGGGAGCAGGAGGGCACCAGUGAGGAGAGGGAGGGUUCGGGGACCCAGCAGGUUGGGCAUGUGUGUUCAGUGAGAGACCUGAGCUGGGGGUGUGGCCCCGCUGUUGCUGGCAUUUCCUCCUCUGGCCUUAAAGUUCCCUGUAUGUGAAAAGGAAGUAAUGGGUAUUUCUUCUCCCUGCUGAGUCUCGCCCUGCCUGUGUGCCAGGCGUGUUGAGUUGGUCCUCCUUGUGACUGGCUCCCAGGCCACCUGGAUGGGAGUGCCUGGCUGUUGUGUCUUAGUCCUGGGGACUGGCCCCCGGCCCGUGCUUCAUACCCAACACCAGCUGAUUGUAAGAGGCAUCUUUCUCUUAGUCUGUGGUGCCUUCCUGCUGGGCCGAUGACAGUAAUGGUGUCAGGAGGGUCUCGGGACGUCUAUGUGGACUUUUGUAAAUAUGAUGGGUUCACGUAUAAAGAAGUGACUUUGAUUCUGGGAUUAUAUUGAUUUGGUACAGAUUAAAUGAGAGUUCAAAAAUCCAAAGACUCUGUAAUGAAUUGUAAAGACUUUAAUGAUUUGUAUAAAGAACUAAACCGCUGUAAUUUUGUACCAUAUAUGCCUCUCCGUCAGCUGACCAACAGCUUCUGAAUAAACCGAUGAUUUCUUGCC